CAUUCAGCUGCACAUUUUUUAAUAUAUAUCUUGAAUCUGACUGAGAUAUCUACUGUCAAAAGACAUUGAACAUGGAAAAAAUUAUUAUUUAUUUACUUUCCUGAUAUGAUUGAUUGGUGUCGCACUUUUGCAUCCUGGGAGUUUGUAUGUUUUUUUAAUGAUCUUACAACAGUUAAUGAAACACCUACAUGUGGUGACGUCAUCCGACUGAACCCGUCUGUUCCAGUCUGUGACCCGCCCGGGCGAAUGGUCCAAAGAUCGAAAUCGAACGCCGCCCUUUAGAUUUUAUAGCCUAUUGCGGCGCGCGUGGUCCCAACGGUCUCAGAGGGGCGGAACCAACCAACGGUCUCAGAGGGUCGGAACCAACCAACGGUCUCAGAGGGGCGUAACCAACCAACGGUCUCAGAGGGUCGGAACCAACCAACGGUCUCAGAGGGUCGGAACCAACCAACGGUCUCAGAGGGUCGGAACCAACCAACGGUCUCAGAGGGUCGGAACCAACCAACGGUCUCAGAGGGUCGGAACCAACCAACGGUCUCAGAGGGGCGGAACCAACCAACGGUCUCAGAGGGGCGGAACCAACCAACGGUCUCAGAGGGGCGGAACCAACCACCGGUCUCAGAGGGGCGGAACCAACCACCGGUCUCAGGAGGGCGGAACCAACAGUCAGUGAGCAGCGUCGGUACUGUCUAGCAGGACACUCAGCGGAUGGCGGAGCGGGACCGUGCGGAGCGGGGCGACUCGACCGGCCCGGGGAUGUCUCGCGGCGGGUUGAAGUGGACCGUGGUGGUUCUGACCUGCCGACACAGAGACAGCGAGGUCUGCUUCCAGAGAGAGCUGGAGUUGCGGCAGCAGUGUGGCUCGCUCUACGAGGGUGCGUUGGUUCUGACAGUGCGGGACCGUGAGGAGCCGGUGGGCAGCGGGGGGGCGACGCUGAACGCUCUGCUAGUCGCUGCCGAGCACCUGAGCAACCGAGCCGGACACACGGUGGUGACGGCUGACGUCCUGGAUGACGCUCACAUCCUCAUCAUGCACACAGGUCGUGAUUUUCCCUGGAGCUCGUGCAGCAGAGCCUUCUGCUGGCUGCCUGGGGAGAAGCCCGGGCAGAAGGUCCAGGCGCCACUCUGCUGUCUGGACCUGCUGCUGGACCGCCUCAGUACCCAGAUCUGUCCCGGUUCUCCUCCCGGUGUCUGGGUCUGCAGCACCGACAUGAUCCUCUCCGUCCCGCUGGACUUUGCUCUCUCCUGGGAGGGUUUCUCUGGUGUUCGUGUCCUGGCGUUACCAGGUGACGUCUCCUACGCAGCGGAUCACGGCGUCUACCUGUGCGACCAACAGGGUCGAGUCAGAGACAUCGUCUACAAGGGAACAGAGGAGCAGAUUCAACAAGCUCUGAUGCCUGAUGGGAAAGUGCCGCUGGUGUCGGGUCCGGUCUUCUUCAGCAGGUCGGUGUCAGAGAAGCUGUUGCAGACUCACGUCACGCCUCCUCUUAACGGCUGCACCUACCUGGGCCUGGACUCCGGGGCUCCGCCCCUGCAGAUCUCUCUCUUCCUGGACGUGUUGAAGUGCCUCUGCUCAGAUCUUACUCAGGCUCAGUUUGUGAGUGAGGAGAGAGGCGGCUGCAGUUCUGUCGUCGGACCACAGGGGGCGACGGUGAGGGACGGCAGGGCGGAGCUGUGGAGGAUCCUCAGAGGGACGCCGCUCAGACUGGUGUACGUCGCCGGCGGUCACUACGACUACCUGACGCUGUCUGGGAAGCAGCAUGUGCAGCGACUGACCUGUGAUUGGUCCGACAGGAACACGCUCUCCCACAUCCAGAGAGAGAGCGGGGUGAGCGACGGCGCUCGGGUGAUCAACAGCGUCGUGGAGGGAGACGUUGCCGUGGCGACUGGAGCGGUAGUGCAGCACUGCCACCUACAGGGGCCUCUGGACGUCCCCUCAGGUUGUCUGCUGUCGGGUCUCGAGCCGUCGGCGUCUCGGUGCAUCAGGAAGAUGAAACUGUCCAGUGACAUCAUCAUCCAGGGCCAUCGCGUGGAGCUGGGGGAGCUGAAGCUGAAGGUGUUCACUGUGACGGGGGCUCGGGACGACCUGCAGGUCUCCUCUGACGACGGCCACGCCUCCUUCCUCAACCAGACGUGGAGCGACUUCUACAGCCGGACAGGGAUACAGGCAGAGGAGUUGUGGGUCCGGGGGGAGGGGCGUUCCCUCCUUGAGGCUCGUCUCUUCCCGGUGCUCCGCCCCAGAGGAGGCGCUGUGGGUCUGGAGGGGGGCGUGGCCUGGCUGCUGGGGGGAGGAGUCGGCUGCCUGCGGCGGUGGCGGGAGGCGUGGAGGUUGUCGUUGAGGGAGGUGCUGUCACUCACUCGCCAGGAGGCAGAGCUGCGGUGGAGGGAGGAGCUGCUGUUCCUGGCGGGGAGGCGGAGAGUGUUUGACGCCCUGACGAGUCGGUCGGACGUCUGCCUGCUGCCUUGCUUCAGGGCAGCAGUGCUUGGCGGCGAGCAGGGGGCGCUGCUGGAUACACUGGACGACAUUGCAGCUGGUCCCAGGGAGCAGGGGGCGGAGCCAGGUGCUGAGCUGGGCGUGGCCGCCCGCUGUCUGUCCUGCAUCGCUGAUGUGUUGGUGUGCAUGGCGAGGGGGCGGGGCGGUCUGAGGAGUGGACCCGCUGCUAACGAGGCCUGGAGCUCCGCCUACCUCCUGUUGGAGGAGGGUAACCUGUGGGGCGGAGUCCACGCCCUGGCUGCACAGAGAGCUGAUUGGCUGAGCAGGCCGGACCUGCUGGUUCGGGCAGCCAGGCAUUACGAAGGCGCCGGACAGGUGCUGCUGCGGCGGGCCGUGAUGUCAUCGCAGAGAUUCAUCUCUAUUGGUCAGGGUGAAGUCCUGCCCCUCACGGAGUGGCAGGAAGUGGAGUGUCCGGCCAGACUGGACUUGGCAGGCGGGUGGAGCGACACGCCACCUAUCGCCUUCGAGCAUGGCGGCUCCGUGACCAACAUCGCAGUGCGCAUCGACGGGAAGCGUCCCAUCGGCGCCCGGGCCCGACGCAUCAGGGAGCCCCUCCUCCUGCUGGUCAGCCGCUCAGGAGGGCGGGAAGGCGGCGUUUCCACGGGGAUGGUGUGCGACAGCUUGGAUGACCUCAGUGACUACUGUCAGCCCCACGCACCGGGAGCCCUGCUGAAAGCCGUCUCUGUGUGCAGCGGUCUGGUGUCCCUCACCUCCCAGCAUGCUCUGGGGCACCAGCUGAUGGAGCGGUGGGGCGGAGGGGUGGAGAUCCAAAGCUGGUCGACGCUGCCCACCGGAUCUGGACUGGGGACCAGCAGUAUCCUGGCGGGGGCGCUGUUAGCUGCGGUCUACAGAUGUACAGGUCGAACCUAUGACACUGACGCUCUCAUCCACGCCAUCUUGUACCUGGAGCAGAUCCUCACCACAGGUGGUGGCUGGCAGGACCAGGUGGGAGGUCUGGUGGGCGGAGUCAAGGUGGGGCGCUCCAGGACGUUUCUGCCCCUGCAGGUGGAGGUGGAGCGUCUCAGUCCUCCGGACGACUUCCUGGUUGCUCUGGAGCAGCGCCUCCUGCUGGUCUACACCGGGAAGACCCGGCUGGCUCGGAACCUGCUGCAGGACGUGGUCCGGAACUGGUACAGUCGUUUGCCCUCGAUGGUCCAGAACGUCCAGCAGCUCGUGGAGAACUCAGAGGAAUGUGCCCGGGCCUGUUCUGAGGGCUCCCUGUCCAGACUGGGCCGGUGUCUGGACCGCUCGUGGGAGCAGAAGAAGCUGAUGGCUCCGGGCUGUGAGCCGGCCUCGGUCCGGACCAUGAUGGAGGCGCUGCGGCCGCUGGUCCUGGGUCAGAGUCUUGCCGGCGCCGGGGGAGGCGGCUUCCUCUACCUGCUGACCCGCGAGCCGGGGCAGCGGCAAGUGGUGCUGCAGCUCCUCAAUGACAUGCCGGGUCUGGGAGAUUUCAGCGUCCACUCGGUGGAGCUGGACCUGGACGGGCUCACGGUCCUGCCCACCUGCUGAAGACACGCCCACACCGGCACCGAGGACACGCCCAUAUGUGUAGGACAUGCCCACACACUUAUUAAAGUGACAGUUCAGGAAUUUAAAACAUUUAAAACACAGGAAAAGUGUAAAAAUGCUACAAUUUAAAAACACUUUCUUUUCUCUGUGACGGUGAAAGUUUAUAGAACCAGGAUAGUUUUAUAUGAACAUAUGACUAGUCUGACACGGUUCUCAGUGACAAGUCAGAGGAUUAAUGUAUUUAUCUAUUUUAAAUAUUAACAUUCAUCUUUAGCGUGUUACUUACAAUGUGACGACGGUGCGACGAUUUAAAAAAAAAUCUGACUUAGGAUCAUACGUACGACCGACGACGUACAGUGACUCAAACGCCUCUUGACAUCAUCCCGUUGCCGUGGAGACAAACAGCUUUUUGUUCCUCACAUGGUUUGUGAGAAAAAAUGAUCAGAUUUUAAUAGGAAACAACAAAAUAUUGAUUAUUCUUCAGACAUGAAGCAGUAGCAGUUUCUCCACCUGUUGUUUUUAUUACUGUACUUUUAGCAGUCUCUGGUUUUUAUUCGGGGAAACUGUAUUUUCUUAUAUGAACUUUAAUGUCAAUGAUGAUGACGAUGAUUUGAGUUGAGUUCAGGACUGAAAAAUCAGCCGCAGGUUUAAAGGACAAGUUCACGUUUUUAACAUGUUCAUUAAUGUGAUUAAUGAGUUGACGACCUGUGACCUGCCAUGUGACUCCAGAGUCGUAUAUAUAUAUAUCUAUAUAUAGAUACAGACAUUGUCACGUGGGGUAAAAAUAUUGUGAAAUCAUGUGAGACCCUGAACAAAUGUGAACUUGUCCUAUAGCAACAAUAAACCAAAAAACAAAACUUAGCUAUGAAAUUUCCUAUUUUUUUUAAUCAUGUUUUUCAUUUAUUAGUCCACAGUUUAAUAUUUUCACAAACAAAUCGUCUUUGUUUAAACGGAGAAAGACAUUGAAGAGAUUUCAUGUGUUUUCAUGGUUUGGAUUUUAAAUGUAAUAAUUAUAAUAAUAAUGAAUGUAUAUUAAUUGUUGAAACAGCUUAUUGAACAGGAAUCAAAUCAACAACACUUUAAUCAACAACCGACAGGAAGUGUGGUGACUUUUAUUAAGGAGAGGAAUCAUUUAUUCAUCCACAGAAUAAAUUCUCAGGGUAAAAA
This is a messenger RNA of Scophthalmus maximus (turbot), 5169 nucleotides long. RefSeq names its product L-fucose kinase. Gene Ontology annotation, biological process: GDP-L-fucose salvage. The transcript has 23 exons. The record is from RefSeq and is a predicted model, not a curated record. NCBI's taxonomy places the organism in Eukaryota, Metazoa, Chordata, Actinopteri, Pleuronectiformes, Scophthalmidae. Bases 709 to 4002 code for a protein of 1097 amino acids. Gene Ontology annotation, molecular function: ATP binding; fucokinase activity.